Messenger RNA from Closterium sp. NIES-67, 602 nucleotides. Lineage: Eukaryota; Viridiplantae; Streptophyta; Zygnematophyceae; Desmidiales; Closteriaceae. The record is from the annotation of a GenBank genome assembly.
ACUGCUCCCUUCUCGUUUUUACUAGGUGAUUCAUGGCUGCCUAGCCAAAUUACCAGAAUAUCCCUCACACUGAUUUCGUCAUAAUCGGCGGCUCAGAUCUUGGGGCAACUUGAGCUUCUUAAGAUGCUGAUUGACCUGAAGGGGAAGGAAGGUGCAGCAGCUGCAGCUUGGAAAAGAGUGCAAGAUAGGCACUUGCAGAAAGGGCUUCUAAGCGUGCUUACUUGGCGGAAGCGGUUUUACACCAUGGAGCGGAACUAUGGGGAGGGGGAGACCAUGGUUCAGUAUCUCCAGAGGGUGGAUGAGAAUGUGAGGGCUUUGGAGGAGCUGGAUUACACGGUAGAUGAGAAGGAGAUCAUCUAUACUGCACUCCAAGGGUUGGAUCAAGCGGCUAAUGAGGCAUUACUACAGUACCUUCACCUCGAGCAACAGAAAUGGACCAAGCUGGUGCACACGGAUGUGUGUGGACCGAUGCAAACUCCUGACCGGGGAAAAGGGCAACAGAUACUUUGUCACCUUUCUUGAUGACUUCAGUCGACUUAGCUGGGUCAUCUUGGUGAAGACCAAGGAUGAGGUGGCAAAGGUGUUUAAGCGGUGGAUACGCU